Athalia rosae (coleseed sawfly) is the source of this 1428-nucleotide messenger RNA. RefSeq names its product sterile alpha motif domain-containing protein 1-like. NCBI's taxonomy places the organism in Eukaryota, Metazoa, Arthropoda, Insecta, Hymenoptera, Athaliidae. The record is from RefSeq and is a predicted model, not a curated record. The coding region runs from base 949 to 1428 and encodes 159 amino acids. The transcript is spliced from 3 exons.
UAUUGAUGUUUCUUUCAUAUUCUUGACCAGCUUCGACAUUUUUUGCACAGUAAAUACAAAUCCAAGAGAUCUCACUCACAAGCCGACUCCUAUGAUUUUCACAACGUUGUUCACAACGAUCGACGAAGGGAUAAAUGAAUGUUAGGGGGCACUUGUUUCUUGCAACGCUAGCUCAUCUUUGAUGAAAACGUGGAAUAUGUAGAAAAUAGUGACGAUUUACCGCUGCACGAGUGGUACUCGAAGUGAUAACUGUCGUGGUUCAAUUAUAACGAUAUGCAAUCCGUUCUGUACGUUUGCAGAUUGUAUACCAGAAAUAGAAUAAAUUUAUGGGUACCUACCUGCAUUCCGGACCCAGUUUACGUAUCUCGGAUCCUUGGUAUUCGGGAAGCAGAAUAGCGUUAUGCCCUCUUUAUCUCGGGUCGAUGUGCAGUUUUUAUAAAAACACACAUCGCUGGUGAGGGUCGUCAUGACGUUUUCACUUUCUCACUCGUGGAUUUUUUGUUCGGUCUAUUUUGCACUGGACAAGCACAGGCUCCGCGAUAUCAAUGAAGGACUGAACAGUAGCUAAUUCGUUACAAUUAAAUAGACGUAAGUCACAAACAAAAUUGAAUUCUCACCGUGGUGAGGACGGAUGUACGUACUACACACAUCAAUAACGGGGAAUCAAGAUUUGCAGUAAAUAUGCAUAAAUUUAAAAAUGGCGCAGUGUAAUGUCCAGCGUAGCAUAUGAAAAAACUGCGACAUAAAUUUUUGAAAAGCUAUAUUGAAUAUGUGAAUUCUUCAUCCCUUCUUUCCAAAUGAGAAAGAUGAGGUCGCGAUUCCGUAAAGCAGGAACGCGGUAAAGCUCGCGCAUGCACAGAAUUGAAAUCGGCCGUGAUUGGCGCUGCAUAGUGGUAGCAUAGAUAUAUUGUGGUAGCACUACGCUGAUCGGAUCACGCCGCCGACGCAAUGCAUCAAACAACCAAUUUCAUCAGUUUUUCAAACACGAUCGUCAUGGCCGAUAACGAAACAAACAGAGACGAGUCGCCACGCCGUUCUUAUGCGGAGGCGGCGGGCGGGGUGGCGGCCCCCCCCGGCCCGUCACGGGAGCCGGCACGGCAAAACGAGGAUGUAAUGCGGGAGUUAGUCGCGCUGAGGGCUGCGGUGGCCCAGCUGCAACGGCAGCAGCAGCCGCAGCCGCCGCAGCCGCCCCGCCCGCCGCGAACGCAGCCCCGGCGGAGGAGGCGACCCAGGCGGCCCAGGCGGCGGAGGCGGCCCAGCCGGCGCAGCUGCAGGCAGCGGACCCCGGCGAGCCGGUGCGGCCGCGGAAGAACCGUCGAAACCGCCGCCGCCGGGGGGAAAUCGGGCACCCGCCAUCUACCACUAUUACUACCGUUAGUAAUAUUGGUAGAUGGCGGGCCGGCGACGCCGCCCCCUAUUAAUAAAUAA